AAAAGGAAGACAGACACGCCAAUCAAAGAGAGAGAACAAAAAAUAAAGCUUUCCCAGCAGAAAGACAUAGACAGAGAGACAGACAGACAGACGGAAGCGGAAGAGCGAGCGAGCGAGCGAGCACCCCAGCCAGGCAGACGGAAGAACCAUGAUCGUCGACGCGGUGAGGGUCGCCUGCGGAUCGGACGGCGUAAUGGUCGAGGACGAGGACCCUCUCCGCCCGCCGCCCUUCAGCCCGCCCCUCGACUCCGGCCACAACCCCUCCGAGGCCAACCCUGCCGCAGGAGAAGCGAGACUCCACGCCGAGCUGCAGUCGACGCUCAUAGAACAACAGGACCAGCAACAACGCUGCACUGAGAAGGGCGUCGUUUCAGAAGUCAAGGGGUCGGGCGAGGUGUGCCAAGGGUGCCAUGACGUCAUCGCCGACCGGUUCCUCCUGCGGGUCAAUUCGAGGUCGUGGCACCAGACUUGCCUUCGGUGCUGCGUGUGCCAGCUGGCCCUCGACCGGCAGCCGUCGUGCUUCAUCAGGGAACACAACGUCUACUGCAAGUCCGACUACACGAGGCCCGGCCGUCUCUCUCCCGCAGGCUACCCGCUGGACCGCGCCCCUUCGCGCCUCUCGGACUACGGCGACAUCUCCUCGUCUCCCUCGUCCUUGGACUCUCCUCUCUCGCAGAUCCUCUAUAGCUUCGGAUGAUUGACGGCCCACGCCCACUCCUAUCCGCACGCCCACCAUUCGCACGCCCCCGGCCCGGCCCAUCUGAGUCAGGUGGAAGAGGUGGCGGAAUCGCACCAGCAGGUUCCGAGGGUAGGCGAGGCCCGGCCGCCCCCGGGGAUGGGCGUCUCGGCUUCCGAGGCGGCUCUUCUGGGCGUGGGCGUGGGUCUCGGCGUGGGCGU
Messenger RNA from Penaeus monodon (black tiger shrimp), 897 nucleotides. RefSeq names its product LIM/homeobox protein Lhx9-like. Gene Ontology annotation, molecular function: DNA-binding transcription factor activity, RNA polymerase II-specific; RNA polymerase II transcription regulatory region sequence-specific DNA binding. NCBI's taxonomy places the organism in Eukaryota, Metazoa, Arthropoda, Malacostraca, Decapoda, Penaeidae. The transcript has 3 exons. Gene Ontology annotation, biological process: regulation of transcription by RNA polymerase II; neuron differentiation. The record is from RefSeq and is a predicted model, not a curated record. Gene Ontology annotation, cellular component: nucleus. The coding region runs from base 149 to 697 and encodes 182 amino acids.